This is a messenger RNA of Gekko japonicus, 1699 nucleotides long. RefSeq names its product H-2 class II histocompatibility antigen, E-S beta chain-like. The record is from RefSeq and is a predicted model, not a curated record. The transcript has 7 exons. Gene Ontology annotation, cellular component: membrane; MHC class II protein complex. Gene Ontology annotation, molecular function: MHC class II protein complex binding. Gene Ontology annotation, biological process: peptide antigen assembly with MHC class II protein complex; immunoglobulin production involved in immunoglobulin-mediated immune response; immune response. NCBI's taxonomy places the organism in Eukaryota, Metazoa, Chordata, Lepidosauria, Squamata, Gekkonidae. Bases 1 to 1212 code for a protein of 403 amino acids.
AUGCCUGCUGCCAGCGCCGAGGAGGGAGGUGUGUCCACUGCGGAGCGAGGGCCGGUCAGCAAUGGGGGCAGCGACGGGGCAGAGGCGCCGGAUCGAGCCCGGGGAAGGGUGGAAGAGGGCGGGGGCGGGGCUGCCAAUGAGAAAAAGUCCCUGGUGCUGACCCGGCUGUUGCCGGAAAAACCCAUCUCCCGCAAGAGCAGCCGCGGCCUAUCCGUCUACCCGGAGACUGAUGACGCUCCGCCAGGCGGAAUUCUCAUUGGUCGUCUUUGGGGCAGUGGCCCGACCCGUCCCCCUCCGCAGAACUUCAGAGGCAAAACUCCCCCCCCCCAGCCCAACGCAGUGAACAAAGUUUCCCCCGGGAGCUGGAUGGGGGUUUUCCGUGGUGGGGCAGCCAUGGGGUCUGGCCUGAUCCUGCCCGGGACUCUGGCGCUGAUGAUGGCGCUUCUGGGUCCCUCCACGGUCCACGGAAGGGGAGGACGGAUGGAGCCUCCACCUGCCGCCCACUUCCUGGCCCAGGACAAGCACGAGUGCCGCUUCGCCGACGGGACUCGCGGGGAGGUCCGCUUCAUGUACAGGUACAUCUACGGGCGGGAGGAGAUCGCGCGCUUCGACAGCCGCCGCGGAGAGUACGAGGCCCUCACCCCGCUGGGCGAGCCCGACGCCCGAUACUGGAACAGCCAGAAGGAGCUCCUGGACUACAUGCGGGCCGGGGUGGAGCGCUUCUGCCGCUACAACUACGGGGUCGAAGAGAGCGACGGCAUCACCCUCACCAGGAAGGAUCAGCCCACAGUGAAGAUCACCCACACCAAGGCAGGGCCCCUGGCCCACCACAGCCUCCUGCUCUGCACCGCGACAGGAUAUUACCCCUCGGGGGUUCGUUUCAAGUGGCUGAAGAACGGGCAGGAGCAGACGGAAGGGGUGGGGUACGCGGAUGAGGUCCAGAAUGGAGACUGGACCUUCCUGAACCAGGCGAUGCUGGAGACGGUGCCCCAGCGGGGAGACCUCUACGCCUGCCAGGUGGAGCACAGCAGCCUGAAGGAGCCCAUCAUCGUGCAGUGGGAGCCGCGGUCGUCGAACUCUGCCCAGAGCAAAGUGUGGACGGGGGCUGUGGGGGCCGUGCUCGGGGUGGUCUUUGGGGCUGCCGGAGUCUCCUUCUACCUGAAGACCAGGCGAGCGGCCCCCACGGUACCUGCUGCAGGGCUCAUCAGUUAGUCCCAACGGCUCCAGACCUCAGAUCUGAGAAAUGAUUUUCUUUAGCAAACGAGAUCUUCGCGCCGUUCUACUGAUUCCGCCCCCCUCCCCAAAGUUAAUUCGUGUCCAGGCAGCAUUUUGACGGACUGUCGCUAAAGCUGCUCUUGAGUACUGCUGGGAUUGCUGGAAAGGUCACGAUUUGGGAAGAUGUCUGCAGGAACCAUUCCCAGUUUGCAUUUUGUCUAAUUGAGAAACUGUAAUUCACAGAGAGUUGUCUACGUGAGUCUCAGCUGAGCCCAAUGAGCCAAGGUCUGUGGAAGCCUCUUGGUUUAGAGUUUAUCGCACCCUUCCUCUGUGGGGCUCCGAGCAGAUUACAGGGUCAUUAUCUCUGUUUCCCCCCUACACAACAACCCUGUAUGGUAGGGCUGACCUGACCCAGAGGUCCCAGGCUGGCCUGAUCUCGUCAGACCUUGGAAGAUAAGCAGGGUCAGCCUUGGCUUGUGUUUGG